AUGGACUUCUUGGUCAUCUGGAUGAGCGCCUUGAUCAUGUUGAUGGACCUCUUGGUCCUUUGCAUGAUCUCCCAGCCGAUCUUGAUCAUCCUGGUGUUCACUAUCGUCGGCACAAUCCUAAUAUGGGAGAUGUGUUUUCGACGUCUUCUCGUUGGCCUGCUCACCCCCGCCAAGAUUGAUGUCGCAGUACAAACCAAAUCUGGUAGUCAAGUGGAAGCCGGAACCCAAACUGAAUUGGGCAUCGAAGUACACGCAGGAGUCCAAACAGAAUCUGUCACCCAGGCCGACGCCGGGGUCCAAGCCGACGCUGGCAUCGAAGCAAAAAACGAAGAUCAAAAUGAGGCUGGAGGCGAGACUGGAGGCCCAGCUGCCAAGACGGAUGCAGAGAAACUCGAAGACGACAGAAAAAGCUUCGAGCAGAGCCGCCAGACGUUGGAAGCCAUCAAUGAACUGCUCAAGAUGACCAAGGAGGACACAAGAAAUAAGGACGAAGCUUUUCUGAAGGAGCUGGACGAAGAAGAAGCCCUACUCCGCAGCCUUGCGGAUCUCGUCGAGUUCAACACGAAGGAGUACAUGCGCCAAAUAACCCAAAACUGCGGAAUCGAGCUGAACACUUGGAUCCUUGGUAUUCGGUCCAUCUUGGCAGCCGUCUGGCAUGUGCACAUUUUCCGUGAAUUCAUGCAUCGGAUAGAGAUUAACCGCCAAGAUGCGGUCAUUCGGCUUGCUAUGGGCGCAUCAGAAGAUGAGGAGCCGGAUAUAGCCAUGCUUGAAGCUCAUUAUAUCAACCACAUGAUGGUGUUUCCGGAAAACGAGGCGGAUACGAAUGGUACGGACGCAGCUGGAACCGAGAACACCAACACCGAUAAGCCCAAUGGCGGCAAGUCUCCUGCGGACAAGACGAAGACCAGCGAGGCCAAAAUGAAUCAACCCAAGAUAAGUAAGACCAAGACAAGCAAGACCAAGACGGACGAAGGUGUCACGGAAAAGUUCAACACGACCAAGCCUGGCAUCAGCAAACCCAACAGCGGCAAGCCAAGCAGUAGCAAGGUCGAUACGGACGAGGUCAAGCAGGACAAGAUCAAUGCCGGCAAGCUCAGCAAGGGCAAGCAGAAGAUCAUCAUCAGCGUCCCUGAUACCGAAAAGGCCGAGGCGCACCCCGUCGAUGAUGAAGACAAGGAGAUGUAUAGUCAUCCCUUGUCUAAGAAGGAGAAACGCAAGCUCAAGAAGGCUGAGAAGGCUGAGAAGGCUACCAUGGAGAAUGGCGAGAAGAGUUAG
This is a messenger RNA of Colletotrichum orchidophilum, 1275 nucleotides long. RefSeq lists its product as uncharacterized. The coding region runs from base 1 to 1275 and encodes 424 amino acids. Lineage: Eukaryota; Fungi; Ascomycota; Sordariomycetes; Glomerellales; Glomerellaceae. The record is from RefSeq and is a predicted model, not a curated record. The transcript is spliced from 2 exons.